AUGGUUGAAUUACCUCAAGAAGCUUUGAACAGAGAUCGAUUCAUUUCCGAAUUCAAUGCAAAACCAUGGGAUCCAACUAAAAGAGAAAAAUGUUACAUUUAUGAGAAAGAAUUUGCUAACAGACUACACAACGCUAUGGACUGUUCGGAAGGAUUAGAUUUCGAGAGACAUGAUGGAUUAUUAGCAACUAUUAAUGUCAUACCAAGUUGUGGUUUCCUUCAUUUCUAUGUGUGGCACAAACGAUUCAAUAUUGCAUAA
Molecule: messenger RNA, 258 nt
Organism: Caenorhabditis remanei
Lineage: Eukaryota; Metazoa; Nematoda; Chromadorea; Rhabditida; Rhabditidae
Exons: 2
Coding region: 1-258 (85 amino acids)
Source: RefSeq, a predicted model, not a curated record